Prunus armeniaca (apricot) is the source of this 378-nucleotide messenger RNA. NCBI's taxonomy places the organism in Eukaryota, Viridiplantae, Streptophyta, Magnoliopsida, Rosales, Rosaceae. The record is from the annotation of a GenBank genome assembly.
AUGCAGUACCAGACAGAAUCAUGGGGCUCCUAUAUGCCCACGAGAAGUAGCAUGGGCGGCGACCCACUGGAGCGCAUAGAGAGGAUGGCCUCAGAGAACGCUGUGGUGAUAUUCAGCGUGAGCAGCUGCUGCAUGUGCCAUGCCAUCAAGAGGCUGUUUUGUGGCAUGGGCGUCAACCCAACUGUGUACGAGCUGGAUGAAGACCCGAGAGGCAAAGACUUGGAGAGGGCCCUGAUGAGGCUCUUGGGCACCUCCUCUGCUGUUCCUGUGGUCUUCAUUGGUGGAAAGCUUGUGGGUGCUAUGGACAGAGUCAUGGCCUCUCACAUCAAUGGCACUCUGGUUCCUCUUCUCAAAGAGGCUGGGGCUCUGUGGCUCUGA